AUGUUUAAAAUUAGCGACAAAUUCCACAAAAUCCGCGGCAAUUAUUACAACAAACGAUUUAUGGCGGACGCCGUGGAGUACGCGCUAGACUACGCACCACGUUCACGAGAUCGCAUCAUGGUCUAUUACGCCAAAUCGGACCCACGGCAGUGGAUUGAGUCCAUUGCGAGCCAACUCGUGACCACUGGGCGACGGCUCGAGGCCUACAAUGAACCCGUUUUGGGCAACUACUUGCUUGAACAUCAUGGCGAGGCCUUGUUCAAACAACAUGCUAACCUGGCCCUCCCCGCGUUGAGCGACGUUACUUUCAUGCGCAGCCACCUGCCAUUCAAACUAUUCCCGUACCGCCCGGAGCCCCGGUACCUGUUUGUGUUGCGCAAUCCUAAAGACGUUUGCGUUUCGCUUUACUACUCUUUCAACACAAUUUAUGACAUGGAAAUUGAUUUUGACACGUAUUUUAAGUUUUGGGUUAGUGGCACAUCAGAGCUACCAUUCGGGGACUACUUCGAGUCGGUAUUGGACUACUGGUCGCACCGGGGCGACUCAAAUUGCACCCUAAUCAUUUACGAGCAUAUGCUGACCGACCCGACACGAGUUGUCCGACAAAUUGCAUCAUUUCUGGGGCCCAAAUACGUGGCCCGACUCACCGAUAGGGAGGCCGAUAACGGGGAACAACUAUUGGAGCGAAUGGUUCGCGAAUCGAGUUUUACACCAAUAAAAGGGUCACUGAAUAAAUGGGAUUCGCAUUUCAAUGAAACGCCCGGCGAUUGGAGAUUGCGUUUGAAUCGUCUCCAAAGCGACGCUAUCGACGCCCGGGCGGCCCGAGUCUGGUCAGGCACUGGCCUACUCGAGCUCUGGCCACGUGAGAUGCAGUGGUAA
This is a messenger RNA of Medioppia subpectinata, 879 nucleotides long. NCBI's taxonomy places the organism in Eukaryota, Metazoa, Arthropoda, Arachnida, Sarcoptiformes, Oppiidae. The record is from the annotation of a GenBank genome assembly.